GAAGAAUCUGUAAUCUUUUGAUUUUCUUCGUCAAAUUAAACCACAAAAACCUCUCCAUCGAUUCGGAUCAUCCACAACACUCGACAAUGAAACCCGACCCGCCCAGACGCAGAAACAGAGCCUUAUCUUCUUCUCCAUCAAAGACCCGACCCGGUUCCGGUGAAGCCCGUGGUGGAAAGGUGAAAACUUCGGCCACUUUACUUGACCGGGAGGAGAUGGGUCUUUUUCCCGGGUCGGGUUACGAUGACCCGAAUCCAGAACCUAGGGGCUUUCCUUAUAGUGUGAAGCAGCAAUGUUGGGAAAAAGCAGAGAAGAUUAAAGGAAGAGAUCCUGAGCGAUGGAGGAGAGAUCAUUUAGGGAACAUUGUGUUUAGGAAACUCGUAGGUUGUCCUGGAUGCUUGUGUCAUGAUUAUGAUCACAUUGUUCCUUACUCCAAGGGCGGCAAGAGCACUCUGGAAAACUGCCAGGUUCUGCAGGCAAAGGUAAACCGAUCAAAGGGUAAUAAAACCGAUAUUUCUCGAGCCGAGCUUAUCCAGAGGAGUUCUUAUUGUCGCGUUGCUGGCCGAGAUAUGGAUCUCAUUGAGCUAACAGCUUACGGGAAUGUACAGCGCGCACCUGUGUCCAGUGGAUGCAGGAUUCAGUAAUCUGUCGAAGAUACAUUGAUGGAAAUGAAGAUGAUUAGUUUCUCAAUAUUUACUCGGACAAGAUUCUGUAAAUUUUGUCAGUUUUUAUCUGAGUUACGUGUGUACUCGUUAUCUUUCAUAUAAAAUGUAACAUUUAGU
Arabidopsis arenosa is the source of this 782-nucleotide messenger RNA. NCBI's taxonomy places the organism in Eukaryota, Viridiplantae, Streptophyta, Magnoliopsida, Brassicales, Brassicaceae. The record is from the annotation of a GenBank genome assembly.